This is a messenger RNA of Myripristis murdjan (pinecone soldierfish), 2132 nucleotides long. It is a transcript of the gene gpr143, whose product is annotated as G protein-coupled receptor 143. The record is from RefSeq and is a predicted model, not a curated record. The transcript is spliced from 9 exons. Gene Ontology annotation, molecular function: L-DOPA receptor activity; L-DOPA binding; L-tyrosine binding. Lineage: Eukaryota; Metazoa; Chordata; Actinopteri; Holocentriformes; Holocentridae. Gene Ontology annotation, biological process: cell surface receptor signaling pathway; regulation of calcium-mediated signaling; melanosome organization. Gene Ontology annotation, cellular component: melanosome membrane; plasma membrane. The coding region runs from base 111 to 1361 and encodes 416 amino acids.
CCCCGUGAUUUCCCUGAGAGCUAGGCCAUGCACUCAAUGAGGUUUUCCCCCUUUUCUUUUCUUUUUCUUGCUCUCCUGACACCGUAGCCUACUUCUCCUUCCAGUCCAUCAUGGCAUCCCCGCGGCUGGAGACUUUCUGCUGUCCGAACCGAGACGCAGCGACAGAGUUUGUGGUCACCUUCCAGCCCGUCCUGUUCGGGGCGUUAAGCAUCGGCAGCGCGACUUUGAGCCUUUUAUUCUCCAUAAUACAAAUUUUGCCAAAACGCAAGGGUUACAGAAGACUUGGACAGUAUCCUCUACCAAAGCCUGCGUCCUCGUCACGAAUAUUGUUCAUCAUCAGUAUAUGUGAUAUAUUGGGAUGCACAGGUAUCAUUGUAAGGUCAUCCAUCUGGCUGGGCCUGCCCAACAUCAUUGACCGCAUCUCAGUGGCCAACAGCAGUGACGUCUGGCCAGAGGUCUUCUGCGUUGGCAGUGCAAUGUGGAUCCAGUUGUUUUUCAGCGCUUCGUUCUGGUGGACCUUCUGUUACGCUGUUGACGUCUUCCUGGUGGUGAAAACCUCUGCAGGAAUCAGCACCAUCAUCCUCUACCACAUGAUUACAUGGGGUCUGGCUGUGCUGCUAUGUGUUGAAGGUGUGGCCAUGCUGUACUACCCAUCCAUCUCCAACUGUGAGAACGGCCUCCAGCACGCUAUACCACACUACGUCACCACAUACGCCCCGAUGCUGCUGGUCCUCAUCGCCAACCCUGUGUUCUUUAUUCGCACCACAUCUGCAGUGACAUCUUUACUCAAAGGACGGCAAGGAAUCUACACAGAAAAUGAGAGGCGCCUGGCCACUGAGAUAAAAAUACGCUUCUUUAAAAUAAUGCUGGUCUUCUUUAUUUGCUGGGUGCCCAACAUCAUCAAUGAGAGCCUCCUGUUUUUCCUGGAGAUGCAGGCCGACAUCGAGGACAACAGUCUGAGGAACAUCAGAAACGCAGCCCUUAUCACAUGGUUUAUCAUGGGUAUCCUGAACCCCAUGCAGGGCUUCCUAAACACCCUAGCUUUUCAUGGCUGGACAGGAUUUGAUGUGGAUUUCAGCCUGCAGAGGAGGAGGGAGCUGGCCUGGGACUCAGUUUCCACCUCAGUGCCCAAUACAGGGGGCUACAACCCCAUGGUGGGCACCACUCUGCUCUACCAGAGUCAUGUGCAGGAAGCCAAGAAGGGCAUGACGGGCAACGGGCAGCAGCCCUCCGACGCCAUCAGUGUGCUCUCAGAAGGUUCAGAGUCUAGUACAGUUGAAAUCCACAUUUCCAGCGAGCUACGAGACUAUGAGGAUGUAGACGCUGAUGGAGAAUCCUUGGAGAACUCUGUGAGACACUAGCUGGGGUCACCAACUUCGCGCCUCCUUCUCUGUGAUCACGCUCCUUUUUUCAGUCACAUUUUGGGUUUAGACCUUUCUCUUAGCUGCUCCUAAACUGUGAAAAUAUUUUUUUCACAAUUUAUUUAUCUUUUCUGUAGCCUGCCCUCCAGUUUCCUAUCGAGAUUUCCCAGCAAUGAAAUGGUUUUUGAUAUUUCAUUAGCCGAUAAAACAGCACGAGUCAACCCCUUGAUUGCAAGCCUUUAUUUCUUCCUAGCACUGAGCCCUUUUAAUCAGUAUGCGAAACUGUGUGGUGUUACAUUAUUGACCCAUCAACUGUACAGUAAUUGAAUAGUCCCAAAGCUACUCCGCUGUCUUAUGUUACAGUCAGAUAGUCAAUACAGCAAACCUGACAUUUUCUUAUUGAUGAAUAACUCAGAGCUUGACCUUUAAAUGUGCCUUAAUUACUUGAAGAUACAAUUCUUCAAGAAAAAAGCAUUCAAUAUGAAGGUUUUGUGUUGAAUAUAGUAUUAAGCUCCUUUAGCACAAGAGAAUGUAAUAAGCUAAUGAGUCUCUUUUUCUUUUUUUUUUUUUUUAAAGGAUUGAGGUAAUUAUGUUUUGACUCCACAAAGUUUUAGCUGUCCUUGUAUUUUUACUACUUCUACCACCUAUUUUAUACAGUAUUAAACAUCAACAUUUAUUAAGGUUUUGUUGGUGACAGUGUUCCUUCAUGGCUUUGGAGUGAUUGCAGAGGGCUUAUCAUUUGUGACCAUUUCCUUGUUAAGUAUUGUUGCC